This is a messenger RNA of Striga asiatica, 1130 nucleotides long. NCBI's taxonomy places the organism in Eukaryota, Viridiplantae, Streptophyta, Magnoliopsida, Lamiales, Orobanchaceae. The record is from the annotation of a GenBank genome assembly.
AUGACCGUGAGCCCGUGGGCCGUGACUAAUUCGCCUCGCACCGAUGGGCGAUGGCGACUGGCGAUGGAUAAAUGGCCACGAGAGAGUGGCGAGUGGCGGCGGGCCGUUGGCGAUGGCAAUGAGACGACGGACAUGGGGGAUAGCGAUAGGCGAUGGGCGAUGGCGAUGGGAGUUUGCGACGCCGGAGAUGGUGAUGGGCGGCCUAGCUUCCUCAGUUUCAUUUCAUCCAUAAUCAUGGCAGCAUCAUGGCCUUUGUUUUUUGCCUCUGUCCUAGCUUUCCUCACAGGAUGUUCGAACGCUGCAAAUUUCACAUUGCAAAACAGAUGCAGCCAAACCAUAUGGCCCGGAAUCCUGACCGGCGCCGGAAAACCUCCGCUCAUGAACGGCGGGCUGGAGCUGAAGCCGGGCCAAUCAGCCAAUUUCGUGGGCCCAACUGGGUGGUCGGGCCGCUUCUGGGCCCGAACGGGCUGCAGCUUCGACAAUUCGGGCCAAAAGGGGAAUUGCACCACCGGGGACUGUGGGGGCCGCCUCGAGUGCGACGGCAACGGCGGAGCUCCUCCGGUGUCCCUGGCGGAGUUCACACUUGACAGCCCACUGGACUUUUAUGACGUCAGCCUUGUUGACGGGUUCAAUUUGCCCCUUUCCAUAGUGCCAUCUGGCGGGUCGGGCAAUUGCUCCGCGGUCAACUGUAGGUCAAACUUGAACCCCGAUUGCCCCGAAAAUUUGCGGGAAAACAGUGGCGGGAAAGUGGUGGCGUGUAAAAGCGCGUGCUUGGCUUUUGGGGAGGAUCAGUAUUGUUGCGCGGGAGAGUACAACAAUCCAAACGUGUGUAAGCCGAGCAAUUAUUCGGUGUAUUUCAAGAAGGCUUGCCCCACGGCUUACAGCUACCCUUACGAUGACGCCACCAGUACUUUUACGUGCCAGGGGGCUAAUUAUUCUAUCAUCUUUUGUUGAUUAUUACCUUAAUUUUUAUCUAAUUUCGAACCUAAAAGAAUUUUACAUAUCGUCGCAAUAUAUGAAAAUAAAAUUAAAGAAACCAGCUGCUUAUGAUUUAUUGUCAUAAAAUUCCACGUUAAUAUAAAGUUCAACGUCAAAGCAUCUCCAAUUAUUCAAUUUAUAUGUGAAAUAUA